This is a messenger RNA of Cynara cardunculus var. scolymus (artichoke), 1978 nucleotides long. Its product is annotated as putative pentatricopeptide repeat-containing protein At3g11460, mitochondrial. Gene Ontology annotation, biological process: RNA modification. The record is from RefSeq and is a predicted model, not a curated record. Bases 1 to 1719 code for a protein of 572 amino acids. The transcript has 3 exons. Lineage: Eukaryota; Viridiplantae; Streptophyta; Magnoliopsida; Asterales; Asteraceae. Gene Ontology annotation, molecular function: protein binding; RNA binding; zinc ion binding.
AUGACCAGACAGUCCUCCAUUUUCCAUUCCACAAACUCACUCCUUUCCCACCACCUUCGCAUCAUCGUCCCCAGCAGAACCCACACCACCUGCACAUCAUGGAACACCCAACUCCGGCAGCUAACCAAAGACGGAAACUAUCAAGAAUGCCUUAAUCUCUACCGGCAAAUGCUCCGAUUCGGUGCCUCUCCAAACGCUUUCACCUUUCCCGUUGUCCUCAAGUCCUGCGCCGUCCUAUCUCUCCCGAUAUCAGAUGCACGCAAACUGUUCGACGAAAGUCCUCAGUCCCAAACGCUGACAGUUUGUUAUAACGCUCUCGUUGCUGGGUAUACUCGAAAUGGUUUGACUGAUCCUGGACAGUUGAAGUUUGCAGAAUCUUUACAUGCUUUUGUGGCUAAGUAUGGGUUAGACCUUGACUUCUGUGUUAGAAAUUGUUUGCUCACGAUGUAUGUUCGAUGUGGAUCAAACGAACUAGCUCGGAAGUUCUUUGAUGACAUGCCUGUUAAAGAGUUAGCCACUUGGAAUGCUAUGAUCUCAGGGUAUGCACAAAAUGGAUAUGCAACCGAAGCCUUGGAACUUUAUCAGAAAUUUGAAUCAUCUGGUAUGGAUCCUGACCCUAUAACCCUUGUUGGUGUGCUUUCAUCUUGUGCUCAUCUUGGUGCCCAGAAAAUUGGUGUAGACAUAGAAAAGAAAAUACAAAACAGUAGCUAUAAACACAAUCUUUUCUUGAAUAAUGCUCUGAUAAACAUGUAUGCUAGAUGUGGUAAUCUGGUAAAAGCUCAUGAGAUUUUCGAUAGCUUGCUAGAGAAGAAUUUAGUAUCAUGGACAGCAAUUAUAGGCGGAUAUGGGAUGCAUGGCCAAGGAGACACCGCUGUGCAGCUUUUUGAUGAGAUGAUAAGGUGCAACAUUAGGCCUGAUGGGCCGGUUUUUGUUAGUGUUUUGUCUGCGUGUAGUCAUGCUGGAUUGACUGAUGUAGGGUUAGGUUAUUUUGAUGCAAUGAAGAUGAAUUACGGGUUGAGCCCAGGUCCAGAACACUACUCGUGUGUCGUGGAUCUUUUGGGUAGGGCAGGUCGACUUGAUGAUGCUCAAAAGUUCAUUAAAACAAUGCCAAUGAAACCUGAUGGUGCUGUAUGGGGAGCCCUUUUGGGUGCUUGCAAGAUUCACAAGAAUGUUGAGUUAGCUGAGUUGGCAUUUGACCAUGUGAUUGAGCUUGAACCCACAAAUAUCGGUUAUUAUGUUUUAUUAUCAAACUUAUACACAGAGGUUAGAAACACGGAUGGUAUACUACGGAUACGAGUAAUGAUGAGAGAAAGAAGGCUAAGAAAGGAUCCAGGGUAUAGCUAUGUUGAACAUAAAGGAAAAACUAACCUUUUUGUAGCUGGUGAUCAUAAUCAUCCACAAACAGAGGAGAUAUAUGCAAUGCUGGAUAGACUUGAUGAAUUGGUAAAUGAUUCACAUGUGAAUAAUAGAAAUGGAGAAAGGACAAAUGAUGAAGUUAGUGGUCUGGUUCAUAGCGAAAGAUUGGCUAUUGCAUUUGCGCUAUUGAGCACGGAUAUCGGGCAAGACAUUGUUGUGAUAAAGAACUUGAGGGUAUGUGGAGAUUGUCAUGUGUUUAUAAAGUCGGUUAGCAAGGUUGUGGACCGGCGGUUUGUUAUUAGAGAUCCGACCCGUUUCCACCAUUUCAAAGAUGGAGUUUGUUCAUGCAAGGACUACUGGUAAUGGGACUUGUUUUUUGAUGCACAAACUAGGUCUUCACACUGUUAUUCAAAAAAGCAAAAGGUUUUGGAACUUUUUGCACAUAGAAAAUGAUUUUGGGAGAAGGGUCAUGUGAACUUGAGAAUGUAGCACUCCGAGGAUGUGAGCAAUGUUAGUUUCAGGGUGGUAUAUUUGUACAAACACACGAAAGUUUAAGUCUGACAGCAAAUGAGAAGCUCAGGGAUGUCUUACUAUUAUUGGCUACAAUACCAUAAAUGAAAAG